CCGUUUCUUCCUUGUGAUGUCCCGCGUUACCCUCUCCAUCGCUGUUGUUGCGACCGCUAUUGCCGUUGCGAACGCCCGGCCGACGUACGUCGCCCGCCUGCCGAACGGUGACAACGUGUCCGGUGUGGCCGCACUGGGCCACGUGAACCCCGACGGUGGAGGUACCAACAACGACUUCGGCCUCGACUUCGCGAGUGCCGGCGAGGAGUGGACGACGGCAUUCUGCCAGCAGGAUUCAGACGGUGAUGGCCAGACCAACGGCCAGGAGCUCGGUGACCCGUGCUGCGAGUGGGUGCAAGACUCGAACGCCGUCGUGCGCUGGAGCGAGGGCGUCUCCCACCCGGGCGACUCGUCGUCCACUUCGGAUGAAUCGCUCUGGGCCGACAUUACCUGUGGUUCUUCUACCUCGAACUCGACGUCAACCACCGCUGGCUCGGGAUCCAGCGCCAGCACUGUCGAGGCCGGCUCGACCACGACCACCGGGACGGAUACCGCCACGUCUGGCUCAACGAACGCGGCCGCUUCAAGUGACGCUGCCGCGUCGUCGUCGUCAAGUGCGGCUUCGGCCGUGACUCCGGCCAUGUACUCGACCGUGGGUGUCGCCGCUGCCAUCGUUGCCUUCUUCGUCUAG
Messenger RNA from Phytophthora nicotianae INRA-310, 631 nucleotides. RefSeq lists its product as hypothetical. NCBI's taxonomy places the organism in Eukaryota, Oomycota, Peronosporomycetes, Peronosporales, Peronosporaceae. The transcript has a single exon. The coding region runs from base 17 to 631 and encodes 204 amino acids. The record is from RefSeq and is a predicted model, not a curated record.